This is a messenger RNA of Anolis carolinensis (green anole), 1043 nucleotides long. RefSeq names its product olfactory receptor 1J1. The coding region runs from base 105 to 1043 and encodes 312 amino acids. The record is from RefSeq and is a predicted model, not a curated record. Lineage: Eukaryota; Metazoa; Chordata; Lepidosauria; Squamata; Anolidae. Gene Ontology annotation, biological process: G protein-coupled receptor signaling pathway. Gene Ontology annotation, cellular component: plasma membrane. The transcript has a single exon. Gene Ontology annotation, molecular function: G protein-coupled receptor activity; olfactory receptor activity.
UCAGCAAUACAAUUGCUACAAGACAACAAGUGGGUGUAAUAAAGUCCGGAGAAAUGAGUAAUAAUGAUACUCUGCCUCUUUUGUUCUCCUCCUCCAGCUGAGCCAUGGGACAGUUCUUGAAUGACAGCACCACCUCUGGGUUCCUUCUCCUGGCCAUCAGCAUCCAUCCAGAGCUCCAGUACCUCCUCACCGUGUUCUUCCUCUCCGCCUAUAUGAUGACCCUCCUAGGAAACCUCCUCAUUGUCCUGCUAAUCCACUUGGACCCAAAUCUCCUCCAUGCCCCCAUGUACUUCUUCCUCAAACACCUUUUGCUAGCUGAUGUUGGCUACACAUCUGCCAUAGUUCCCAAGAUGUUGCAGACCUUGCUCUCCAAGUCAAUGGCCAUCUCGUACGGUGGCUGUUUUGCUCAGAUGUACUUCUUCAUAGCCUUUGCCAACACAGAUAGUUUCCUGUUGGCAUCCAUGGCUUAUGACCGCUAUGUGGCCAUUUGCUACCCUUUGCACUAUGCAACCGUGAUGAGCCACAAGAGAUGCCUCCUGAUGGCAGUCAUUUCAUGGGCUGUCUCUCUCAUCCUGUCCCUGAUGUACACUGUGUUGGCAUCCCAGCUCUCCUUCUGUGUCACCAAGCAAGUCCCCCAUUUCUUCUGUGACAUCCAGCCUCUCAUGAGAAUCUCCUGCUCUGACACAAAGCCCCUCCAGACUCUACUGAUGACUCAAGGUCUGGUAGAUGUCUCCACCCCAUUUCUGUUAAUUGUGGUCUCUUAUGCUUGCAUUUUCUAUGUGGUGAUGAAGGUCCCCUCAACAGCUAGGAAGCUAAAGGCUCUCUCUACAUGUGGCUCCCACCUAACUGUGGUAUUCUUGUUCUACAGCACCCUCAUUUGGGUCUACUUCCAGCCGCCCUCCAAGAAAGCGGGCAGGAAGGACACUGUGGCUGCCAUCCUGUACACUGUAGUCACCCCACUGUUGAAUCCGUUCAUCUAUGCUCUCAGGAAUGAUGAGAUUAAAGGAGCAUUGAGAAGAGUCCUUAGGAGAAGGAAGCACUAG